AUGGAAAGUUUAGAUGAUAUUAUAGAAGAUGCGAAUAAAAAUAUUAAAAAGUUUUUAAAAAUAGUACCUGGAGGAGGAAGAAAACCAGUUUAUAGCUCGAAACUAACUCAUCUUAAAAUAUCACACUACUAUCCACUUUCAAAUAAAAAAAUCAAAGGCAUUGUACACACAUUCCCAAAUAUAAUUCAUUUAGAUUUAGAAGGAAGUACAGAAGACCGUAUUGGUAAAACUCUAAAGCUAAUAGCGAAAUCAUACCCAAAUUUGGAGUAUCUUAAUAUAUCUGCUUUACACGGAUUUAAAUCAGAAAGCGAUAUAGGUUUAUCUGCAAUCGCAAAUUCAUGCCACAAACUAGAAUAUCUAAAUAUUUCGGGUCAUACAGGGUUUUCUGAAAUAAUAAUUUGUAAUGUUAUUUGCUACUGCCAGAGGCUCCAACAACUAAACCUUAGCUAUUGUGAAAUUACUGAUAUAACUAUUGAAGAAAUUGCUAGAUCAUGUCCCAAUUUAAAAUAUCUUAAUUUAAGGGGGUGUUAUAAAAUUAGCAAAGGAGCUGUAAAUAAGCUAAAUCCAAAUAUCCACAUAGAGAAUUUUGAGGAAACUUUAUCACCUCCCGAUCUCAUUGAAGCAGUUAGAAAUUAUCUUGUACAGAACAACGUUUUUAGUAGACAGAUUUUAGCACAGGGGCUUCAGCGCCUCUUAGAUUUAAGUAUGCGAGAUAAUUUGCAGUGA
Messenger RNA from Rhizophagus irregularis DAOM 181602=DAOM 197198, 726 nucleotides. The record is from RefSeq and is a predicted model, not a curated record. NCBI's taxonomy places the organism in Eukaryota, Fungi, Glomeromycota, Glomeromycetes, Glomerales, Glomeraceae.